Molecule: messenger RNA, 1215 nt
Organism: Panthera uncia (snow leopard)
Lineage: Eukaryota; Metazoa; Chordata; Mammalia; Carnivora; Felidae
Gene: PIRT
Product: phosphoinositide interacting regulator of transient receptor potential channels
Exons: 1
Coding region: 808-1215 (135 amino acids)
Biological process (GO): phosphatidylinositol-mediated signaling; positive regulation of cation channel activity
Molecular function (GO): phosphatidylinositol bisphosphate binding; transmembrane transporter binding
Source: RefSeq, a predicted model, not a curated record
GGCUUUCCAGGUAAGUGGUGCCUCUCGGAAGCUCCAGAACUGCUCUGCACAGGUGACCAGCCAGGGGAGGAGAGGGCUCUGGUGACCGAGAGGUACACACACGGGUUCCGGAUGCGAAAUCCAAACAGGUGGUGGGAUCGACUCCACUCCUUUACCCGCUAAAGAAUGGGAAGGUAGGAAUCUGAUUUGAUGUAACUCAUGAGGAGGGUGGGGAAAGGGGGCAUUUAGAUAUCAAAAAGGUCACACUCUGAGCCCGGGGCAUGACUGUCCAGUGCUGAAAAAGCACAUAAAAUCCUGGGCUGUGCUGUUCUCCAGUCCAUACACAGUCUGGUGUUUUAAGAGCAAGAGAGGGGUGCCUGCGAGGCUCAGUCGGUUAAGCGUCCGACUUCGGCUCAGGUCACGAUCUCGCAGUUCGUGGGUUCGAGCCCCGCGUCAGGCUCUGUGCUGACAGCUCAGAGCCUGGAGCCUGCUUCAGAUUCUGUGUCUCCCUCUCUCUGCCCCACCCACCAUUUGUGCUUUGUCUCUCUCUCUCUCUCAAAAACAGAUAAACAUUAAAAAAUUCUUUAAAAAAAAAAAAGGGAAAAAAAAGAGUAAGACAAAAAGCACGCCAGGGAGUGGUUUCUUAUUUAUGUGGAUCUCGUCUGACUUUCUUUUUGGCUUUAGCACAAAGCCAGGCAUCGCCCUCCGCUGAGAGCCAGGCUGCAGACGGAUGCUGAGAACAGGAAGGGCGUGUGAGGACCGCUUUGGCUUCACCCCUGCUUCUAACUGUUGCGGGUACCGGGUGCCCAGUCCCGAGGAGCCGUGACAAUGGAGGCUCUCCCCAGGGCCCUGGAGGUCGAGGAGAAGUCUCCGGAAUCCAAGGACCUGCUGCCCAGCCAGACCGCCAGCUCCCUGUGCAUCAGCUCCAGAAGUGAGUCUGUCUGGACCGCCACCCCCAGGAGUAACUGGGAAAUCUACCGUAAACCCAUCGUCAUCAUGUCGGUGGGGGGCGCCAUCCUGCUCUUCGGCGUGGUCAUCACCUGCCUGGCCUACACCCUGCACCUGGGCAACAACAGCCUUAAGGUCCUUAAGAUGAUAGGGCCCGCCUUCCUGUCGCUGGGACUCAUGAUGCUGGUGUGCGGGCUGGUGUGGGUGCCCAUCAUCAAAAAGAAACAGAAGCAGAGGCAGAAGUCCGUUUUCUUCCAGAGCCUCAAGUCCUUCUUCCUGAAUCGCUGA